This is a messenger RNA of Lingula anatina, 3395 nucleotides long. Its product is annotated as BTB/POZ domain-containing protein kctd15. Gene Ontology annotation, molecular function: protein binding. Gene Ontology annotation, biological process: protein homooligomerization. NCBI's taxonomy places the organism in Eukaryota, Metazoa, Brachiopoda, Lingulata, Lingulida, Lingulidae. The record is from RefSeq and is a predicted model, not a curated record.
CAUUAUGAUUGCGUUCAGUAAGUUACAGGCAGCAGAGCGAAUAAGAAGGACUACGAGCUUGCGGAGCUAGUGGGAGAAACCAGGGAAAUUCUUGCCCGAGCCGAGAUGAGUUUAGGCGUCUGUGAUUCACCUAAAUUGUGAGUAACGUACGAAGGCCUGCCGCCAAACUGAAGGUCCCCACUCCAUUUCACCAUCCAGCCAUGUCCUCCUCUCCGACGGCAAGCGCCCCAGUUGACAGCGGCGGAGAGAAGAAAGUUACGGGGGGUUACCAGAUCAUAGCCACCAACGUCACGGCUUUUAAGACGUCCCCGUCGCCGGCUUUAUCCGGAGGGAGUCCCUCGCCCGUGUCCAACCACAGCGCUGGGUUUUACUCCCCACAUAUGAAGAUCUCCGGCGUCCCCUGCCCCGCGACCCCGACGCGUUACACGGCCCCGGUCCACAUCGACGUUGGGGGGUCGAUCUACACGUCAUCGCUGGAAACGCUGACAAAAUACCCUGACUCCCGACUUGGAAGAAUGUUUAAUGGCAGUAUUCCCAUCAUCCUGGAUAGCCUGAAACAGCACUAUUUCAUUGAUCGGGAUGGGAAAAUUUUCAGACACGUUCUGAACUUUCUCCGCACGUCUCAGCUCGUGCUGCCGGAUGAUUUCACGGAGUGGGAACUGCUUCACGAGGAGGUGCGCUACUACGACAUCGCCCCCCUCACCAAGGCCGUGGAGACGCACCGCAAAGAGAGGCAGAAGCGGAAAGAGAAAUGCGACUGCGUUGCCGUGCACAUCAGCCCCGAAUUGGGCGAGCGCGUGUGUCUGAGCGCCGAGCGCGCGCUGCUGGAUGAGAUUUUCCCCGAGUUGAAUUCGGCCCUGGAAGACGGAAGGAACUCGGGCUGGAAUUUGGACAAUAGAUUUGUGAUUCGUUUCCCCGUGAACGGGUUCUGCAAGCUAAAUUCACUACAAGUUUUACAGAGACUCAUCCAUUACGGGUUUAACAUCACGGCGUCCACCGGAGGUGGAGUUGAAGGACAACAAUUCAGCGAAUAUCUACUUCUUCGACAGUCGAAAUCUUGACAGUGAAAUCUACCCCGAAAGAAAAAUGAAAAAAAAAAGACCCAUGCUUAUUUUAAACCUACAUUUAUUCACACACUGUAUAAUUAGUAUGACAAGUGAGGUUUUUUUCACUCUUUUUCCCUUUCCCGCUGCCUAGGGCAGUUGUACAUAGAACCAUAUUUUAUAUGAAGACAGUAGAAAGGCCAGCAUCAUAUAAACCUCAAGUCUUGCUACUUUGCCCAAGGCGGAGCCGUUCCAAAAAUAUGUGUUCUUUUCUAUUUAGCCUGUAGAUGUUUUAUGUCGUUUUUCUUUAUUAAUCCCGAGCGAUAACUUACACGAACGGUCUCUGGUGCAAAGCCGGCCAGGCACUCGACAGCGAGCGUGCUCUAAGGGCUAAGAAAGAAUAUCCUUAAGGCCGUAAGAGGAGUCGUAAAAAGUGACGGCGUACGCGAUAUAAAAUCUUAUGUUAUAGUCCUCAUACAUAUAUAUAUUGCCAUUGCCUGAGUUAUUUUGCCCGAAGAUGGGACGACGGAUAGAGACUGCUUAGGUACCGUCUCCUUCUGUGCAGUCUGCCUUGAAGACAUCAUGUGGAAAAAAUAUGCCCUCGGAGAAAGACAUCAAUAACAACCGCCCGCAACCGGCAUUUUUUCCCCCCAUUCUCCUAAAUUAUUUCUCUUUUAGUUUACCCUAUGAGUAAUGUUUAGAUUUGUUACGUAUUGUUGAUUUUGUGAAACAUAUGCUUUCUCCUUGCUUUAUGCUUUAUGGGCUUGAGUUACACAAGAGUAACGUAAUGCGCUGCGUUCUUUUAGUUUCAGCCCCGUUGCGUCCUCCUGAUUGCUCUCUCUAAUGAAAAAGUUCAAGUUGGUGCCUUCCCCGCAGGCACUACUAACAUUACGGCCAUGGACGCAUUAAUUUAAUCCACAGCUCGUUGGAAAUGUAAGGGAGGUAAUGACGCCGGCCUCAGGGAGAGGAAGGAUGCUAGGGCUUAAACUGAAGAACGCAGGCGUCUGUUCAGUGAACUUUGUUGUUAAACACCAUAGGUUUUGUUAAGAAUGCUAUUGUUAUGAUGUAUGUAAUACUCCGGAGUGAUGACGUCAUGACUUGUCUUUCUCGGUUCGAACUGGAUUAUUUCAUAAUCGAAGGUCGAAGUAAAACCCUGUUAAUCCUCUGAAGGCGUAUUAUGAAGCGUGUAUAAAAAGAACACAGUCUGGGAAAGAAGUGUUAUUCCCGAAGUUUUUUUUAAAUUCUUGUGGAAAGUGCAAACUUAUUUUGUAUUUGUUUGGUUUCAUUAAAAAUCCAAUCGUGUUGUAACUGUUUCUCCAAAAUAAUAUUUUUUAUCACAUGCUAUGUACUUUUUGAUAAAAGGGAAGACAAAAGUGAGUGACAAAAAGGAACAAAAAAUGAUGAUUGCCUUUGCCGUUGUAAUUGUAAAGAAACCUUCCUGUAGAAAAGUGGGCCCUGCCAAUCCCACCCUAAAUAAAAGCAAUGAAGUGACUGGUUAAAGGUACAAAGUCAUUUUUUAAUUCUUUAAAAUAUAGUUGAAAAAAAAAAGAUCAAUAUUAUUUCCAUAACCCCCCGGGCUAAAUCUAUAGAUUAUAAUGGGACUCGCCGACCAAUCUGCCGUAAGCUCACUAGGACACAGAUAAAAGGGCAAGCCUUUCACGAAAGUUUACACUUGGCUAAGAUUUGCGUUUUGCCGCCGGCUUGUCUACGGGAUAUGAUCAGGGUUAAAUGAAUCAAGAACGCGGUCUUCCUCUCAAAUGAUAACCGGCGUAUAAAUCGCAUAUUAUCUGCAGAGGUCUUUGGUCGCGUUUCUUUACUCUGAGCGCCCCGCUUUUGAUUCUAUAUAGAAUCUCGCGGAGCGUGCAGACGAUCGAUGUCCCAAUGACUGAGACUGCUGCCGUUCACUUUAAAUUCAACAGACCGAGUUAUGGCGUCACUUGACAGAAUCGCUAUCGAUUUAUUGGUCCUGUAUGCGAACACACUAGAUUUUUUUUUUUUUUUUUUUUUUUUGAAAUAAAAAUAUAUAUCCGAGUUCGGAAGACAAAAGGUGUAUAUUUGCUUGAAAUUUUUAUUUUGUAAUAAAAUGUGAAGCUAGUGAAUCCGUCUAAAAUAUGUUCUUGGAAUUAAUUUUUGUCUGAAAUUGCCAUGUGUCUUGGAAGACAUUCAAAUAUAUUGUAUUGUGCUAUAUUUUAUUUGUCAUGUUGAAUUUAAGCUUUGCUAAUUUAUAAUAAGAACCGCAGUGCAUUGCUUGGGAAUAUUACAAUAUUAAUUGAAAAUAGCUGAGACAAAAAUCUAUAUAUUUGCUCCUAUUGUUUCACCAUUGUAUCGCCUUCAUAUUUUUUCAAAAUAUUA